AUGAUGAAGCCUUUCAAUAGACCAUACUCGAGCUUUACAGAUCCAUAUUUAAAGCUUUAUUUCGAAGAUGAACGACGAUUGAAACAAUUACAAAAGUUUGGUUUGACUAAUAACAACAACGAAGUUUACCCCGAAGUAGUUUAUCAAGCGAAUAUUGCCCAAGCUGAAAGAACAGAAAUUGCUGCAGUAUUGAAAUUUCAAAAGGAGGCUCGACAAGAAUUGCACAAACAGCAUUUACGACUUCACAAGAAGUGGAACGAACAGGAAAAUGAAAAGAAACGUCAACGAGCUGCAAGUGCAAAAGUAAUCAGUGCAAUACUCUAA
This is a messenger RNA of Rotaria sp. Silwood2, 324 nucleotides long. The record is from the annotation of a GenBank genome assembly. Lineage: Eukaryota; Metazoa; Rotifera; Eurotatoria; Philodinida; Philodinidae.